UUCCUUCUGUUUGGUUACCGAACAAAUUAACCGAGGAAAACGAAAGAAAAAUUGAUUUCAUUCGCGACCCAUUUGAAUUAUGAUCGAUUGAGUGAGCGUUCUUGCUCUGCGAGCUCCCGAAUAGAGAAAAAGUAGGAUAAUUACCAUAGAGGUGUUUCCUUUAGCUUUCUAAGCGAGUGGAGCAUUAGGGUUUUGUGUCGCUUGAACUUAGUUAUAAUUAUCUUUGAGCUCAAUUCACUGUGUGAGACUCUUGUAAUUGAUAUCUAGGUUCCGGAUAAUACUACACUGUUGGUCGAUUUUGCGGCAACUGGUGACUGGCUAUGGCUUUGGACGAAGAUACGGAGCAGGAAUUUGCACCACAGAAAAAGAAACCACCUACUGAGGAUGAGAAAAGGAGAAAGAAAAUUGUGCCUGGAAGUUUGAUGAAAGCUCUGGUGAGGCCUGGUGGGGGUGAUUCAAGGCCUUCAGAUGGUGAUCAGGUCAUAUAUCAUUGCACCGUCCGGACGUUGGAUGGAGUUGUUGUCGAAUCUACUAGGUCAGAAUAUGGAGGCAAAGGCACCCCGAUACGACAUGUUUUGGGAAAAAGCAAGAUGAUAUUGGGAUUGCUGGAAGGAAUUCCUUCAAUGUUGAAGGGUGAAGUGGCAAUGCUCAAGAUGAAACCUCAAUUGCACUAUGCCGAGGAUGAUUGUCCAGUUUCAAUUUCCAAUAACUUUCCAAAGGAUGAUGAACUUCAUUUCGAGAUUGAGAUGAUAGAUUUCUUCAAAGCCAAAGUUGUUAGUGAUGAUUUGGGAGUUGUAAAGAAGGUAAUAAAUGAAGGGCAGGGUUGGGAAUCACCAAGAGAACCCUAUGAAGUAAAAGCUUGGAUUUCAGCGAAGAGAGGUGAUGGGAAAUUGAUUAUGUCACAUACAGAGGGAGAGCCAUAUUUCUUUACUUUGGGAAAAUCAGAGGUACCGAAAGGUCUUGAGAUGGGAAUUGGAACGAUGACACGGGGAGAGAAGGCAGUGAUAUAUGUCACCAGUCAGUACUUAACUCAAUCUCCUUUAAUCCCCAUGAUAGAUGGUUUUGAAGAAGUUAAUUUUGAGGUGGAGCUUGUCCACUUCAUUCAGGUGCGGGACAUGCUUGGAGAUGGGCGCCUAAUAAAACGCAGGAUUCGUGAUGGGAAAGGCGAGUUUCCAAUGGAUUGCCCUCUUCAUGACAGUCUACUUCGCGUCCAUUACAAGGGCAUGCUUCCUGAUGAAGAAAAGAGGGUCUUCUAUGAUACGAGAGUUGAUAACAAUGGUCAGCCUUUGGAGUUCAGUUCUGGAGAAGGGCUUGUGCCUGAGGGAUUUGAAAUGAGUGUUCGUCUGAUGCUACCUGGCGAGAUAGCUCUUGUCACAUGUCCACCUGAUUAUGCAUAUGACAAAUUCCCAAGGCUAGCUAAUGUUCCUGAAGGUGCUCAUGUUGAAUGGGAAAUUGAACUUCUUGGUUUUGAGAUGCCAAAGGAUUGGACUGGCUUGAACUUCAAAAGUAUAAUGGAUGAAGCAGAGAAGAUCAGACACACGGGUAACAGACUCUUCAAAGAUGGAAAAUUUGAACUUGCUAAAGCAAAGUAUGAGAAGGUGCUUCGGGAAUUUAAUCAUGUCAAUCCACAAGAUGAUGAUGAAGGGAAGGAGUUUGUAAAUGCACGAAAUCUACUACAUCUGAAUGUGGCUGCAUGCCAGCUGAAAAUGGGAGAAUGCAGAAAGUCCAUUGAGACAUGCAAUAAGGUUUUAGAUGCAAACCCUGCACAUGUGAAGGCUCUGUAUCGCCGUGGAAUGGCCUACAUGGCAGCUGGAGAUUUUGAGGAAGCAAGGGGUGAUUUCACAAUGAUGAAGAAAGCUGACAAGUCAUCUGAAGCUGAUGCAACAGCUGCUCUUCUAAAAGUGCAGCAGAAAGAGCAGGAAGUUGAGAGGAAGGCUCGGAAACAAUUUAAAGGACUAUUUGACAAGAAGCCAGGGGAAAUUUCUGAUGUUGGAGAGAAAGAAGAUCAUAAUACAGGUGAAAACCAGAACAACGUUGAUAAGGAUGAUUCAGAUACAGAGAGUUCAGACGAAUCACAUGAAGCUGCAGCAGAUGCAGGACGAAGGGGUUGGUUCUCCAUGUUCUGGCCUAAUGGUAGACUAUUUUCAGGUCUUGGACUGCAAAGAUGCUCCAUAUUAUGAUUUUACUGUCAAAAUAACAUCCUGGGGCUGGGCAUCUUAUGAUACAAGUUGUUCCUACCCAUUGGUUGCAGUGGUUAAAUUUGGUUGGCUGCUGCAGAAACCGAGAAAGUACGCUAAAGAAUCAAGUGGAACAAACAUAAAUAUAAUAAAUACAAAAUAGCAAGUGAAUGGAUUAUUUUAAGGAUCGGUUUGUAGGAAAUUUCUGUCCUUAUCUUAUAUGUCAGAGACCCCUUUUAGAUUUAUGUAUUCGAAUGAUGGUUGGUAGCGGAAGAUCCACAUUCAGUGCAUUUCUUAC
This is a messenger RNA of Alnus glutinosa, 2475 nucleotides long. Its product is annotated as peptidyl-prolyl cis-trans isomerase PASTICCINO1. The record is from RefSeq and is a predicted model, not a curated record. The coding region runs from base 321 to 2180 and encodes 619 amino acids. Gene Ontology annotation, molecular function: protein binding; peptidyl-prolyl cis-trans isomerase activity. Lineage: Eukaryota; Viridiplantae; Streptophyta; Magnoliopsida; Fagales; Betulaceae. The transcript has 20 exons.